GAGCGGUGCAAAUUGCAAAACGCACAGUCGCAUCAUACGAGCAAGUUCCAUAGAGGCGAUAGCGACAAUCUUUCUCUGCCGUUUUAGAGAUUGAACUCUGAAUAGGAAAGGAAGCAAUACUCUCGUUACACAUCAUCCUUUUCUUCUUCUUCCACUGCUUCGAUGCUCUGAUAUCUCUCUCUCAUUCAGGGUAGUGAGCUGGUUGUUCAUGGCUCUUUCCUGCAAACAUCCACACCUGUUCAACCAUAUUAGGACUUUUGUGAAUGUGAAGGUGAAAUGGGUCCAAGACCCAUAUCUUGAUAAUGCAGUCCUGAAAGAGAAAGAUCUCAAACAGACAAUUUCCCUCAGGAACCAAAUCAUUUCAUCUCCUUCCAAAUCCCUCUCCAUCUAUACUGCUUCUCAACUAAAAGCUUCCCUCAACCUUCCCACUACAACUACCAAAUUCGUUGACAAAUAUCAUUGUGUUUUCUCACAAUUCCAACCUGGUCCUGGUCUUCCUCCAGUUGUCAAGCUCACUCCUCUAGCCUUGUCCCUCCACAAAGAAGAAAUGGCUGUUCAUAACUCUCCCAUUAAUCGUGAAGACACUGUUCAGAGGCUCGCGAGGCUUCUAAUGCUUGCUGGCAUGUCAAAAUUGCCUCUUUAUGUGAUUGAGAAGCUAAAAUGGGAUAUGGGACUUCCUCACGAUUAUGUGACAACCCUUUUGGCUGAAUACCCUGAUUAUUUUGAUGUUUGUGUUGUGGAAGAUCCAUCAUCUGGAAAAGAAUUACUUGCUUUAGAGCUUGUAUCGUGGAAAAAAGAGCUUUCUGUGUCUGAGAUAGAAAAGAGGGCAAUUAGCUUGGGCUAUAGUGGAGAUAAAAGAAGGCAUGAUAUUGCAUUUCCCAUAUUUUUGCCAAAAGGUUUUGAUUUAGAGAAGAGGGUGAAGACUUGGGUUGAGAAUUGGCAAAAGUUGCCUUAUGUUUCUCCAUAUGAAGAUGCUUUUCAUCUUGACUCAAAUAGUGACCAAGCAGAGAAGUGGACAGUGGCAAUUUUGCAUGAGUUGCUUUCUCUUUUUGUGUCAAAGAAGACAGAGAGAGACAAUUUACUAUGUUUUGGAGAGUGUUUGGGGUUGGCCUUGAGAUUUAAGAAGGCUUUGGUUCAUCAUCCUGGUAUAUUUUACAUUUCCAAUAAGAUUAGGACUCAGACUGUUGUACUUAGAGAGGCUUAUAGAAAGGAUUUUUUGGUCAAGAAUCAUCCAUUGGUGGGUAUGAGAUAUUGGUACAUUAAUCUUAUGAACAAAACAUAGAAGCACCAUAAACAAGCUGAUUUGGUGGAUGAUCAUGAGGUUAACUAGCUGAUCAGUGAUUUGAUAGAUGAUCAUGAUGUUGAAGCUUAGCUAUACUUGUAGUUUCCAUUCAAACUAUCUCGCACAUCAAUCAAGCCUGAUUUUCAAAAUAUCGAUUGUUAAAAUGUAUACUUCAAAAAAAUACUGGUUGCUGGUUCAAGUGCUAAAUUGCUAAUGUAUGAACUUAAUUUCCAUAAUAUAAAUGCAUUUUUUUUAUUAUGCAAUGUCUUAUAAAUGUGUAUUAGUUGGCAGUGGCGCUAAUGCUACUGGAGUUAUCAGUCAGACAAUUGCAGCAGAGUGGAAUGGGCAUCUUCCAUUCCUUGGUUAGCUAAAGUGUUAUGUGAGUUGCAGCCACAAUGGUGGUUGAUUGUGGAUCAAAUUGUGGCUGUUGGGGAUACAAUUUUUCACAGGGAUAAAAUCUCUGUUUUGACAUGCUGAAUUUUGAUCAUGCAUGGCUGAUUGAGGGACUUAUUUGUCUCCUUACCUAUCCAUACAUCUGAAGCAUGCCGUGGUUAAUUCCUCAUGUUUUAUUGCACAAAGAGAUGGGUUGUUGCCACAUCUUUAUUCUUCCAUCCACCCAUUGCUUGGUGAAAUCUGGAAGCCAGUUACUUUUACAAGUCAUGAAAGGGAAGAAAAUAUUUAUGAUUUGCUCAAGGAAAUCCUCAGCUAAUUUUAGAAAUUUAGAAAACCGGAAAACAAAUAAGAAAAUAUAGAAAUUAAAUUCUAAUUACAAACAGCUAACUUACAGCCACCAAAUAGUAGAUAUUUUCCAACUCCAGUCAAGUCAUCACAGUUUCUGUUGGAAGCUUAGUUGGAAUUGCUUUGUUUUUGGAAGCUUCUCCAUCCCCUGGUUGGCAAGGUUCAUGCUCCUCCUGCCUAUGUUAUUGAUGUUUUAUUAGUUAUGAUCCAGGUUAAUGAUGGUUAUGUUAUAAGUUUCGGCUUUUGAGUACUUUUUGUUAAAGAUUAUUUGCAUUUACUAUCUUUGGUGAGGUUGGUGCCUCUUGAGCUGCUAAACUACUACGGUGUUGUUGGAGUCAUCAGUAUACAGGAUUUACUACUCUGAAUGCUAAAAUAGUAAGAAAAUAACAAAGGAAGUAAAUAUUGUAGGUGUAGGCAUUGACUACUGUUGGAACUUAAGAUAACUUUUGUUUGGUGAAAAAAAGAAGUUAUCUUGUGCAACUUUUGAGAGUUCGAUUACUAUUCAUUUCUUCUUGUGUUAUCAUAGGAGGAUAAGAUUGCCAGUUUAAACUAGCUAAGGGUGAAUUCUUUGUUGCUUCAUAUUGCAAAACAAAUAAUUAAGCUAAAAAAGAAAUCGUAUUACACUAUUAAUCAUAUAAUCAACCAGCCAGUCGUUUUGGAGUUGCUUGGGACUUAAGAUUAAUCAUCAACUCAUCAACCAGCCUGAUGUUGUCUGUUUAAGGCUGGUGUGUGAUCUGUGAUGGUCAAUGGGCCGGGCUGGACUGGGCUAGUGUAUUUAUGUUGGAGCUAAAUUAUAACUACUCACUGUUAGAUCUAAUAUAAGUCUUGUUUUUGUAAUUUGUCUGGAAUUUGCAGUAUUCUCACAAUUUUUAAGUUGUAUAAUUUUUUUUUGGUGGCUUAACUAUAUAAUCUGUGAAUAAAAUUUUUUGCUUCAUUUCUUUCAUCUUUUGUUUAUCCAUAUAUGAUUUUCCUGUUGCUAAAGCACUGUUCUAAG
This is a messenger RNA of Glycine soja, 3014 nucleotides long. RefSeq names its product protein WHAT'S THIS FACTOR 9, mitochondrial-like. Gene Ontology annotation, molecular function: RNA binding. The transcript is spliced from 2 exons. Lineage: Eukaryota; Viridiplantae; Streptophyta; Magnoliopsida; Fabales; Fabaceae. The record is from RefSeq and is a predicted model, not a curated record. Bases 209 to 1282 code for a protein of 357 amino acids.